AGUUUAUCACUGCCGAACAACAACAACAAAAAUGGCAGCGUCCAUGUCGGUUGCUAUCGCCGCUGCCAACGGAGAUUUACGGGCUGUAGAGAACUUAAUUAGUCAAGGAGCAAAAGUGAAUGAAAGGUCCAGAGAUGGUAUGACUCCACUUGGUAUUGCUGCAUUCUGGGGGUAUGCUGAUAUUGUAGAACUCCUGCUUCAUCAUGGUGCAGAUAUUAAUUUAGCAAAUAAAGGGACACUUUGGACACCAUUACAUUCAGCAUCCUUUCAAGGCCAUGGAAAAGUGAUCAUGAAGUUGAUGGAACAUAACCCAGAUCUAACGUUAAAGGACAAUCAAGGAAGAACAGCUACAGAUUUUGCCUCUGCUAUGGAUGCUAUAUGGCCAUUCUUUGCUGCUGCAGGAUGUAGAAGAACCACUAAGUCACAGUUAAUUGACAUGGAUAUAGUCAAAAAGGUUACAGCUCCUGAUCCUACCAUACCAAAAUCAGAAUAUGCUCAUUUCUCCAGACCAGGCUCAGCAUACGUAAUGAAACCACAGCAGAUGAAUUAUUCAGAUUCUAGAAUGGCGUUGGCCUCCCAGACAGGUGAUGUACUAGCUGGUAUAUCAGAAGAGAAUGAACCACAACAGUAUAUGCCAAUGUUUAACAGUGUCUGGAAUAACUGAUGACUUGUUGGACCAGUGAUCUCGUGCAAUCUCCCAUACAUUCCAUCAUUACACGUGGUAGUUGUUGCUGUUCUAAACAGUGUUAAGGAUUAGUAUGUUUAAGUGUUACAUUAGAAACAGGAUUUACAUUCCAAAACAGCAUUAAUCUCAGGUUGUAUUAUGGCCUUUUGGCUGCAUCUAGGUCUACUGACAAAUUUAUUGUUGCAGUUGCCUAAAACUUCUACAGUUUCUUAAUCAGUCCAAUGUAAGUAGCUUGCUUUUAAAAAAGUUAGAAAUGACUAGAUCAAGACAAGAUAGAAAGGAACUUGUUUUCCGUGAAAAAAGUUAAAACUUUCACUACUUCAGACAGAAGAGGACACUUUACAUGAAAUAGAUUGAAUUAAUUAAGCAAUAGUGAGUCAGUGAAUGUAAAGUUAGGUCUAGGUCAUGUUAUUGAAUGUACAAUAAAAUUAAUGUUAGUCCUUAGAAAACAUGUAAAUGUUUAUUUGAUAUACAUGUUGAUUAUUCAUUAUCCACAUCAGUUGUUAUUAAUAUUUCUUUUUUGAAUAUUUUUAUUAUAUUUAUUUUAUAUCAAUAUCUAAUUGAUUUUUGCUGUUUGUUUUUUUUACCUUAGAACUAAUUUUGGAUUAAACUAAACAAUGUAUAAAUUUGAAAACCUGCCAAAAGCUGAACUGAAUUAUGCUAUGUAAAGAUGUUGGCUUUUGAUGGGAACAGAACAACUGUUGGGUAGCAUGAAUGUUUGUAGAUGUUCAGAAGUCUUGAAGUGUACACUUUUCCAUGUUAAAGCAGCAUUCCUUGAGAUAUCCAUUAAAAUCAUUAUUAUUUAAGUUUACUGUAGUUUUUAAGAACUGUUGAGUGUCUUCUUUUUCCUUCUCAUCACGAUUGUUAGAUCUGUAACUUAGUAAACAGCUGUUCCACACAUUUCACAGACAAACAAAGUAUUUUUCAAAAAAGACAUUGCCUAGAUGUACAUAUAUAUAUCCUUCCUAAGGCAGCCACAGAGGACACCAAAUUAACUCUUUGUGAAUAGACAGCUGGUCCAGCACCAAACUGUUAGCAAAGCCAACUAUCCUGGGAAGACCAAGCACUGGCCACUUUGUAAGGAUGAAUGACACUCAAAGAGCAUCUCAGAAAUUCCAUUGCUUGGGGUGGGAUUUGAACCUCAGGCCUCUUGAUAAAUAGUCAGGUGUGUUACCACUAGACCACUGCACCUAUACUGGCUGAAUCACAUUUUAAAUUUUUUAUUAUACACAAUGAUUAGCUUGUAAAAAUGCUUCAUCUUUUUAAAUAAAAAUUACAUCAGUCUUGAGGCAAGCUGCUUUGACAAAUAUGUAUCGUCAUAAUUGUGAGAAUUCAUGUCUAGUCAUAGACAAGUUGGUUGUAGUUUAGAGAUUAUUUUUACAUCUGAGUAAAAUGCAAGAUGUUUUUAUAAUCAUACUGAUGUAUUUUGUGCCCCAAGGUGUCAUAGACCUGAGAGGUACAUAGUGUUUGAACUGUUUGUCACACUUUCUUGUGUACUCGACAUACUUACAGUUUCUGCUUCUUCGUAUACCCCCAAAGGGAGCAUAUUUUGUUAUGACGCCGGUGUCUGUCUGUCCAUCAGUUAGCAAUUUCGUGUCUGCUCUUUAACUCUUGAACCCCUUGAAUGAUUUCGAAGAAAUUUGACACAAAUGUUCACCACAUUGAGACAACGAGCACAGCGCAUGUUUAAAAUGGCUUGCUUCAAGGUCAAGGUCACACUUAGGGUUCAAAGGUCAUAUUGCUUUGUUAAGUGUCCGCUAGGUAACUCUUGAACUGCUUGAAGGAUUUUAAAGAAACUUAGCACUAAUGUUCACCAAAUCGAGAUGAUGUGCAGAGCACAUGUUUCAGAUGGCUGGCUUCAAGGUCACGCUAAGGGUCAAAGAUCAUACCUUCAUGCAUAUAUUGCUCCGCAUUGCGGUGCUCUUGCUGAAACUUAUUUUUUUUGUCAAGCUGUUUCAGGGGUGUUAUGAUUUACAAUGUUGACGUCUUAUAUGAUGCUUGGAGUCACUUCCUGUAGAUUAUAAGAUUCUUUCACUGGUUGUAGGUGCAGAUGGUAAUAUCCGGCCCGAGGGUAACUGUUUAGGCGGUAACGAGGUUCCUACCGAGUUACUGCCUAAACAGUUUACCCUAGAGCCGGAUAUUUCCAUCUGCACCUAUAACAAGUGACAGCAAUCUGACUAAAGUACUUGAUCUUCUAAACGAAGAUCUGAGAACGACCCAUUCACAUACGUCUUCUGUAUAUUUUGGAUUUCCAGUAUUACUAUUUUUAUUUUAACCAAUCAGACGACUUGUUCGAAUACCAAAGAGUAAGAAAAAUAUGCAGUUAUUUCAGGGCUCGAACCCAGGACCCCUCGCUUACAAAGCAAGUAGUCUACCGACUGAGCUAACCGGCCAUCUGAGACAAUACGACAAAAGAAUUGUAAAUAUCAAAAGUCAAGGCUACAGGUAGAUUUACAAAAUGUUUUAAGCUAAGCUCUAAUUGGCUAGCGAAAGGGUCGUCAGAACGAGGCCAUGAAUAGGUCGUUCUCAGAUCCUAUGCGUAGCGUAAUAGGAUAUGUACUUUAGUCAGAUUGAAGUGACAGAAUCUUUUUCUUGCAUACCGAUUUCAGGAAAUAAUAAUGAAAAUAAAAUCAAUCAAACGGCUUUCUUUUUAGAACUAUUUCUUAUUGCAGUGUAUUUAAACAAAGCGCGGGAAACCAAUGUCUGUAAACAGGAAAGACGUCAUGACGUUUCAAAACAAAUAACAAUGUUUAGUUCCGGUUUUGUUUUAUCAGUUGCAGCGUAACAUUAUGAAUUUAUGAUAAAAUAACGUGUUUUGAAUCGAGAAAUAUACUAUCAGGAACAAAUAGGAACUGUCAAGGUAUUGAUUUUUUAUUCCGUUUUUAUACGCCCGUUUGAAAAACGGGACGUAUUAUGGGAACGCCCCUGGUGGGCGGGCGGGCGGCAUCCACAGACUUUGUCCGGAGCAUAUCUUCUACAUGCAUGAAGGGAUUUUGAUGAAACUUGGCACAGUUGUUCACCAUCAUGAGACGGAGUGUCAUGCGCAAAAACCAGGUCCCUAGGUCUAAGGUCAAGGUCACACUUAGAGGUCAAAGGUCAAAUUCAAGAAUGACUUUGUCCGGAGCAAAUCUUCUUCAUGCAUGGAGGGAUUUUGAUAAAAGUUGGCACGAUUGUUCAUCAUCAUGAGACGGAGUGUCAUGCACAUGAACCAGGUCCCUAGGUCUAAGGUCAAGGUCACACUUAGAGGUCAAAGGAUACAAGAAAGAAAACUUUGUCCGGAGCAUAUCUUCUUCAUGCAUGGAGGGAUUUUGAUAUAACUUGGCACAAAUGUUCACCACCACGAGGCGGAGUGUCAUGCGCAAGAACCAGGUCCCUAGGUCUAAGGUCAAGGUCACACUUAAAAGGUCAAAGGAUACAAGAAUAAAAACCUUGUCCGGAGCAUUUCUUCUUCAUGCAUAGAGGGAUUUUGAUAUAACUUUGCACAAAUGUUCACCACUAUGAGGCAGAGUGUCAUGCGCAAGAACCAGGUCCCUAGGUCAAAGGUCAAGGUCACACUUAGAGGCCAAAGGUCAGAUACAAGAAUGACUUUGUUCGAAGCAUUUCUUCUUCAUGCAUGAAGGGAUUUUGAUGUAACUUGGCACAAUUAUACACCAUCAUGAGACAAAGUGUUAUGCGCAGUUCCCUUCUUUAGAAUUACUUCCCUUUGUUGUUACUAUAAAUAGCUUAUAUUGUAACUUUUUCAUUACUAGUCGUAGGGAAAAAUCGAGACCACUUUUCUGUAGUACAACAUGCAUGCUACAUCCAAUUAUGAGGUGUAUUUUGACCAAUCUCUACCUGGUAAAGAUUUUUGUGUGGACUUACAAUUUUUUUUUUGGAUUUUUUUUUUUUUUUUUUUUUUUUUUUUUAAAGAUUAUCUUCCCUUAGUUGUUACUAUAAAUAACUUAUAUUGUAACUUUUUUAUAAUUGACCGUAGGGAAAAAACAAGACCACUUUUCUGUGGUACAACAUAGAUGUUACUUUCAAAUUUUAGGUGUAUUUUAAGGUAUCUCUACCUGGUAAGGAGUUUUUUUGUGGACUUAGAAAAACAAAUGACUUACAAUGAUUACUAAACAACCACAAAAUUAAAAUUCCAUUUGCAAAUACAGGUGCUAGAGUAAAGAAAUUUGCUGUGAUGGGGGUAUAUUGUGACAUUCUGGCACUCUUGUUUUAAAUAAAUUUAAAUUACUACAAAUCUUCUACAUACAUGUAGUUCGUAAUACGUCAUUUACAGCACGAGAGUCAUCUUACACCCCGGGGUGUAAGAUGGAUUUUUCCAGCACUGGUAAAAAUACCGGAAAUCCCCAUCUGGUGUGCAAGAAAUGUAUUGGUUGAGUAAUUGCUAUAUUUGUUGUUUUAGUCAUUUUAUUAGCUCAUCUGAUUUUUUGAAAAAAAAUGAUGAGUUAUUGUCAUCACUUGAGCGGUUGUCGGCGUCGGCGUUGCCUGGUUAAGUUUUAUGUUUAGGUCAGCUUUUCUCCUAAACUAUCAAAGCUAUUGCUUUGAAACUUGGAAUACUUGUUCACCAUCAUAAGCUGACCCUGUAUAGCAAGAAACAUAACUCCAUCUUGCUUUUUGCAAGAUUUAUGGCCCCUUUUGUACUUAGAAAAUAUCAGAUUUCUUGGUUAAGUUUUAUGUUUAGGUCAACUUUUCUCCUAAACUGUCAAAGCUAUUGCUUUGAAACUUGGAAUACUUGUUCACCAUUAUAAGCAGACCCUGUACCUCAAGAAACAUAACUCCAUCCUGCUUUUUGCAAGAUUUAUUGCCCCUUUUGGACUUAGAAAAUCAGUUUUCUUGGUUAAGUUUUAUGUUUAGGUCAGCUUUUAUCCUAAACUAUCAAAGCUAUUGCUUUAAAACUUGCAACACUUGUUCACCAUCAUAAGUUGACCCUGUACAGCAAGAAACAUAACUCCAUCCUGCUUUUUGCAAGAUUAAUGGCCCCUUUUGGACUUAGAAAAUAUCAGAUUUCUUGGUUAAGUUUUAUGUUUAGGUCAACCUUUUCUCUUAAACUAUCAAAGCUAUUGCUUUGAAACUUGCAACACUUGUUCACCAUCAUAAGCUGACCCUGUACAGCAAGCAACAUAACUCCAUCCUGCAUUUUGCAAUAAUUAUUGCCCCUUUUGGACUUAGAAAAUCAUUUUCUUGGUUGAGUAUUAUGUUUAAGUCAACUUUUCUCAUAAACUAUCAAAGCUUUUGCUUUAAAACUUGCAACCGUUUUUCACCAUCAUAAGUGGACACUGAACAUCAAGAAACAUAACUCUAUCCUGCUUUUUGCAAGAAUGAUGGCCCUUUUUAGACUUAGAAAAUCAUGGGUAGGACAAUAUUUCUAUUACACAAAAAAAAUCAGAUGAGCGUCAGCACCCGCAAGGCGGUGCUCUUGUUGUACAUGUGUUAUUUUUAUUAACCAGCUAUGAUAACAAUAUUAUCACAGUAAUUUCAAGUAAAAUAUUUACAAGUCUACAAUGCAACAGCAGAUGAGCAAAAUCCUUAAACCUCUGUGGUUUUACCAAACUCUGAUGACUCAAUCUUUAUGAAACUUGGUCAAAAUUUUUGUCUUGAUGAUAUCUAGAUCAAGUUCAAAACUUGGUUAUGUGGGUUGAAAAACUUGGUGGGUAGGCCAAAUCAAAGGAAAAUCCUGUUAACACUGUAGAGACCAAAAUUUAAGUUUGAAACUCAUGAGAAUUAAUCAGAAUGUUUGCCUUGGUGAUCUAAAGGUCAAGUUCAAAUCUGGAUCAUAUGGGAUCAAAAACUAGGUCACCUUGUCAAAUGAAAGGAAAAGCUUGUGAACACUAGAGGCCACAGUUGUGACCCAGUCUUUUUGUAACUUGGUCAUAAUGUUUGCCUUGAUGAUCUCUAGGGCAGAUUCAAAACUGGGUCAUGUGGGGUUCAAAAACUAGGUCAGUAGCCUAGAUCAGAGGAAACAUUAUAGAGUCCACGGCUUAAGUUUGAAACUUCUAAGAAGUAGUCAGAAUGUUUGUCUAAAUGACCUCAAGGUCAAGAUAGAAAUCUGGGUCAUGUAGGGUAAAAAACUAGGUCACCCGGUCAAAUCAAAGGAAAAACUUGGUUAACACGCUAGAGGCCACAGUUGUGACCCUAUCUUUAUGAAACAUGGUCAGGAUGUUUUUAUGAUCUCUAGGUCCAGUUUGUGGUAUCAAAAACUAGGCCACUGGGCCAGAUCAACUGUGAUGAGCGAUAUAGGGCCAUCAUGACCCUCUUUUUUAGUACCGUAUCUAGUUUACUUUGAAGAGCAUGUUGUUAACAACCAUUGGUAAAUGUCUGAAUGAAACGGUCGGUUUUGUUUCGAGACAUACAUGUACCUAUGUUAAGCAUUGUUGAAGCCUCCAUAAACUACACGAAAGCUGCAGGUCAGUACUGCCGCAUGCACACAACUACCGACAAGACUGGAUGGUGAUAGUGUCUUUUUUGGCAACAUUGAGUACAAUUUACAUUAUCGUGGGCAUAAUUUGUUCUUUGGGAUGUAUUUUGUGGUCGAGUUGAACCACGAAAUCCAUGCAAAUUUAUCUCCACGAAUGAUAAAUGAUCUCACAGUAUGUAGAUUUUGAUGAAAUAUCUCACAAUUCUAAAUUUACGUAUUGUCUUUGUUUAGAUGAAAUGAAAUGCAUUGUAUCAUAAGAUUUGCGCAUAACUAAAGAGAUCCAGUGAUGAUUUUAUGUCCAAAUAUUUUCAGGUGUCAAAUUGUAAAAACGGAAGAAAUGUCAGUUUUAGCAAUGGCGGACAUUUUACCAUUUUUUGUGGUUAGGUUUACGGUUCCCUAUGCCGAAUCCAAGUUGUAUUCUAUGUUUUAUGGAUAAAUGAUAUUACCAUAUGCCAUGAACUCCAGUUUUUCAAAGGUGCAGAGCUACCUUAAUGUACAAGUUUGGCUGUGAUCUGCAGGGGCAUGAUGUCACCUUUAGUCUUUAAUAGGAACAUUUAUAAUGACUGUGAUAUACGUAACCCUGGCUGAUACUUUGGAUAUUUUAGCUGUAUCUGUUAUUUAAAAGCAGUAUAUAAUUAUGUUGUUUAUCUACUAAAUUGGUGUUUGAAACUAUAGGCAUAAUCAGCCGUUAAUAAUUAAUAACCUAUUUAUACAUAUUGCUCAAUGAAUAAUGAUUAUUUGUGAUAGGUGUUUGAUGUGUUUUGUUUUUCUAUGUUGUACUUGUGUAUGGCUAGGAUGUGUUCAGAUGUUUUUAAUAUAUUCUACUGAUCUUGAAUAAAUUAUUACAAAAGA
Messenger RNA from Mercenaria mercenaria, 7946 nucleotides. RefSeq names its product poly [ADP-ribose] polymerase tankyrase-2-like. The record is from RefSeq and is a predicted model, not a curated record. The transcript has 6 exons. Gene Ontology annotation, molecular function: protein binding. The coding region runs from base 32 to 664 and encodes 210 amino acids. NCBI's taxonomy places the organism in Eukaryota, Metazoa, Mollusca, Bivalvia, Venerida, Veneridae.